GCCACCUCCGCCAAUUCAACGGCGACCUCCGCGCAGCACGCACUCGUGCGCUCUCGAUUUACUCUCGUCUACGUUACGCGAUGCUCAUGGCGGCGAUUCAUACUUAUCAGAACCUUGGUGUUGAUCAGAAACUGACACACCUCCAAAAUCAGGCGCCUAGAAGGCUAGCACCUGCUCCGGUGGACGCGGGCCGAUGCAAGAAGAGAUCUUAUCUGCAUCAGCCCUAUCCAUCUCAACCUGCUUCAGUGGCUCGCAGGAAUGCCAGGGAAAGGAAUAGAGUGAAGCAAGUCAAUAAUGGAUUCGCAGCGCUCCGGCAACACAUACCGUCGGCAAUCUCCGCAGCAUUGGCCGGCGGGCGAGGAUCCUCUAGGAAGCUGAGCAAAGUGGACACUUUGAGACUGGCCGUGGAAUAUAUUAAAAGUUUAAAGCGCUUAUUAGAAGAGAGUGAAGAUGGAUGUUCGGACUCACAAUUAGGGAUGACCUUGACCACGAGCGGCUCUCAAACCCCACCUUCAUCUGAAGAAUCUCAUUCACCUGCCCCGUCUCUUGUUUCGGAGAGUUCGGCGGGCCCGAGUUGUCACGACGCAUACGACUUUUACGAGCCGAUGAGUCCUGAAGAUGAAGAACUUCUGGACGUCAUAUCCCACUGGCAACAACAAUGA
This is a messenger RNA of Manduca sexta (tobacco hornworm), 662 nucleotides long. RefSeq names its product achaete-scute complex protein T3-like. Gene Ontology annotation, molecular function: DNA-binding transcription factor activity, RNA polymerase II-specific; protein dimerization activity; RNA polymerase II transcription regulatory region sequence-specific DNA binding. The record is from RefSeq and is a predicted model, not a curated record. Lineage: Eukaryota; Metazoa; Arthropoda; Insecta; Lepidoptera; Sphingidae. Gene Ontology annotation, biological process: regulation of transcription by RNA polymerase II; developmental process.